Amoebophrya sp. A25 is the source of this 1656-nucleotide messenger RNA. The record is from the annotation of a GenBank genome assembly. NCBI's taxonomy places the organism in Eukaryota, Dinophyceae, Syndiniales, Amoebophryaceae.
AUGUGCGUCGGCUAUGUCUACCAAAGGGACGUGAUGCUACCCUUUCAGACAGUACGCGAAACGGUUACUUUUCAUGCAAAGUUGAAAAAUGUAGUGCAACUACAUCAAGCAGGUGGGACUGGAUUUACGGGUAGUAAUAAAGUGCAGAAUACAUCAGGGGAGGCAGUUGAGAAGAAUGCCAGUGGUACUGCACCAAAUAAAGCUCCUGACAACCACCUGCAUCGUCUCGUUUCCGACACUUUGGCCUUACUCCACAUCGACCACAUUGCUGACCUCUACGUCGGUGAUUCUGGUAGCAAGACCAUCUCAGGCGGAGAGCGAAAGCGCGUUGCCAUUGCCUGUGAAUUAGUUGCCAGACCCAGGAUCUUGUUCCUGGAUGAACCGACCAGUGGCUUAGAUUCCUUAUCGAGCUUACGAUUGAUGGUCAACUUGAGACGCAUCGCCAGGGAAGAACGAAGCAUAAUGAUAUGCACGAUUCAUCAGCCUGAACCAUUGUUGUGGGAACAGUUUGAUCGGGUUCUUUGUAUGCGUUCCGGCAGAAUUUUGUUUCAUGGAUGGUCCCACGCUCAACAUGGGGAUCUUUUUAGUGGGAUGGACGGGUCGCAAGUAGGAAUGCAAAUGGACACAAGUAGUAGGAGUGAACAAAUGCAAGACGCUGUACUUGAGGGACGAAUCGAAGCGGCUUCGACAUCACCAUCUUCAAAUUUGCGAUAUAUUAGCCAUUUUCUGAAGCAUAUUGACCGCCCAUUACCUCCAGCUCACGGAUGCUCGGACUGGCUCAUAUACCUUGCACAGACGGUAUCAGAAUCGGAGGCACGGGCAAUCGAGCGGGAAACGAAGAAAGUCUUUGAUUCGGCACACGGUGCUGAUUUUAACGGAGAAAGUACGGCUGGGAGAGGCGCAGGAAAUAGCACAAAGACUGAGACUGGUGGUGACACGGAGAUGAAAAGUACAGGAAGUAAUCCUGGUGUAGAGAAAGGUGAACUACAGCCCCUGCUUGAGGAUUCCGAUAAGCCUGCUGCUGAGCACCAAGACCGUGACGCUGAUCAAGAUCCUAGCCAACCUGCAACACUUCAUCCUUCUUCUUCAGACAGGAUGCUGGAGGAAUCCAAAAAAAAGCCCUUACCUCCGUUUUUCUCGGUUCAAAUUCCCGUGCUUUUCCGAAGACACGCGUUGGAAGACUUGAGACAAGUCGUCCCCUUUUCUAUGCGACUCCUGACUCCCGCUCUCCAGGUGUUGCUCAUGGGCAUCGCGUUUUGGCAAAUCGGGACAGAAUUUUAUGCAGAGCCAGGCAUGAUUAAUGGCACACCACUGCUGGAGAAGCAGAAUUUCCUAGAGGGAUUCCGCAAUCUCUCUGGUGCGACCUUGAAUAUGUACACGGUGUUGAUGUUUACGAAUGCAGGGCUGCAAACGACGAGUUUGAUGCGUGAACGGAAAGUAUUUUUGCGAGAAUACAGUGGUGGUAUGUAUUCAGUACCCGCUUACCUCUUGGCCAAAAUGUUGUUUGAGUUGUGCGUCACGCCAGUGCAAGUUGGGUUAGUAUAUGGCAUCGCCCAUGGCAUGCUGGGACUCUUCCCGUCUGGACCGUCUAAUGCAACUCAGCCCUUUUUAAUAAUGUUCAAUUUGCUACUGACGGGAUUAGCAGGGGGAUCGUUG